AUGUCGGACUGCGGAGGAGACUGCGGAAGUGACGGUGGGGACUGUGGAAACGACAGCGGGGGUGGAUCGUAUGGAGGCGACUAUGGUGGUGGAGACUCUGGAGGCAGUAUCGAGAUUAAAUCGUGUGACGACGAUUAUGUUAGUGGACACUCUGGAGGCAGUAUCGAGAUUAAAUCGUGUGACGACGACUAUGGUAGUGGAGGCGACCAUGGUGGUGAAGGCUCUGGAAGCAAAUGCAAGAGUGGAUCGGGUGGAGAUGACGAUUGUAGUAAAAACUGUGGAGGCAAAACUGACAGUGGAGAGUUUGGACGUGGAUACUUUGGAGGUGAUAUUAUUGACCUUGAAGAUUACCACCAUGACAGCGCAAACGUCUGGCUCCAUGAUGACGAUCCUAGCACGUACAGAAAUGUAUACACCUCUCCACACAGUUCUUAUUACCGAUCCUCGCGGCGAGGAGUAGGAAGAGUUGGAAGCGGUUCUUCUGAUUGCUAUUGUCCGGAUAGCGCCUCUGCGAAAUGCAUAACAAUCACAAUAUACGUAGUUACCGGAAUGCUUGUAUUCUACAUUAUAUUAGUAAUGAUGCGAUGA
This is a messenger RNA of Neodiprion virginianus, 588 nucleotides long. RefSeq names its product loricrin-like. The coding region runs from base 1 to 588 and encodes 195 amino acids. The record is from RefSeq and is a predicted model, not a curated record. The transcript has a single exon. NCBI's taxonomy places the organism in Eukaryota, Metazoa, Arthropoda, Insecta, Hymenoptera, Diprionidae.